GUUGUUCCUCGGGGUGUUUUUGAGCCCGCCACCCAACUCAAGCAGGCAGAGAAGCCGGGGGACAGCAUGAUGGACCUUUUUGAAACUGGCUCCUAUUUCUUCUACUUGGACGGGGAGAAUGGAGCCCUGCAGCAGCUGGAGAUGGCUGAGGGAUCCCCGCUGUACCCAGGCAGCGAUGGCACCUUGUCCCCAUGUCAGGACCAAAUGCAUCCAGAGGCCGGCAGUGACAGCAGCGGAGAGGAGCAUGUGCUGGCACCCCCGGGACUACAACCCCCUCACUUCCCCGGCCAGUGUUUGAUCUGGGCUUGUAAAACUUGCAAGAGAAAGUCGGCCCCCACGGACAGACGGAAAGCAGCCACCCUCCGGGAGAGGAGGAGGUUGAAGAAGAUCAACGAAGCCUUCGAGGCUCUGAAAAGGAGGACUGUGGCGAACCCCAAUCAGAGGCUGCCCAAGGUAGAGAUACUGAGGAGCGCCAUCAGCUACAUCGAGAGGCUGCAGGAUCUCUUGCACAGGCUGGAUCAGCAGGAGAAAAUGCAGGAGAUCGCGGGGGACCCCUUCAACUUCAGCCUCAAGGAGGGAAAUAUCGCCAGUUCGGACUUCCUCAGCACCUGCAGCUCCGACUGGCAAACCGUUUCUGACCAUUCCCGAGCCCUAGGAAUCAGCCCCAAAGAAGGAGUCUCCGUUGUCGAGUCGUCGGCCUCCAGCAGCCUUCGCUGCCUCUCUUCAAUAGUGGACAGUAUUUCUUCCGACGAGCCCAAACCGCCCAGUGUGGAGGAAGCGGUGGAGAAAUAAAUCCGGUUCUGUGGUAGUAUGUUUAACGAGAUGGAGCCCCUAUCCUCUUUCCUCUAAACAAGUAACGAAGCAAAUUAACACAGUGGAAAACCCAAGCAGGGGCCUUGUUAAGGUUGAUUCAAGGUACACCUACUCCCCAAAAAAUGGCUCUCACUGACUCGAGCCAGAUAGACUUUCCCUCUUUUCUUUGUGUUCUUCUUUUUUCCCCAUGAGUUUUGUUUUCUUUAAAUUGUGUUGCAUAGACCAUCCCUCUUUUUUUCCUUUUUCUUUUUUUUUUCUAAUUUAAGAUAUUUACCUGUGUACCGGUGAUCCUCUUUGUCCGAGACUCACCGGGAAGUUCAUUCCUGUCUGAGUGAAGCUGUUGGUUGCAUUUCGUGUGAGUCAUAUUUAAAGAGUUCCCGCCUCGUUUCGUUCCUGUAAAUAAUAUCAGUACUGUCUUUUCUUUUGUAAACAUAGCAUAUAUAUUUAAAUGGUGGAAUGUGAUAUUGUAUAUAAGAACAGAUGGAUUUCUUGGGUUGUAAAAUAAAGCUCUUUGUGUUACAGUG
Molecule: messenger RNA, 1337 nt
Organism: Neopelma chrysocephalum (saffron-crested tyrant-manakin)
Lineage: Eukaryota; Metazoa; Chordata; Aves; Passeriformes; Pipridae
Gene: MYF6
Product: myogenic factor 6
Exons: 3
Coding region: 67-792 (241 amino acids)
Biological process (GO): regulation of transcription by RNA polymerase II; positive regulation of myoblast differentiation; muscle organ development
Molecular function (GO): RNA polymerase II cis-regulatory region sequence-specific DNA binding; DNA-binding transcription factor activity, RNA polymerase II-specific; protein dimerization activity
Source: RefSeq, a predicted model, not a curated record